Fusarium musae is the source of this 1998-nucleotide messenger RNA. RefSeq lists its product as uncharacterized. Gene Ontology annotation, biological process: cellular response to starvation; regulation of DNA-templated transcription. NCBI's taxonomy places the organism in Eukaryota, Fungi, Ascomycota, Sordariomycetes, Hypocreales, Nectriaceae. The transcript has 3 exons. Bases 1 to 1998 code for a protein of 665 amino acids. The record is from RefSeq and is a predicted model, not a curated record. Gene Ontology annotation, cellular component: nucleus. Gene Ontology annotation, molecular function: DNA-binding transcription factor activity, RNA polymerase II-specific; RNA polymerase II transcription regulatory region sequence-specific DNA binding; zinc ion binding.
AUGGAGGAGAAUAGCACUGAGGUCUCAGAUGUUAUGUCUGAGAACGAAGACGAGACGGAAACUUUUCUUAAAGAAGAAGACGAGAAGAUGACCGACCAGAGCACUACCGAGGGCACCACGGAGGUCAAGAAGAAGUACGACCCCAAAGACCCUAUGCGCCCAAGGAGGAAAAAGGCGCGAAGGGCCUGCUUUGCAUGCCAAAGAGCUCAUCUGACUUGUGGAGAUGAGAGACCAUGCCAAAGGUGCAUUAAGCGUGGCCUUGCUGAUGCAUGCCAAGAUGGUGUGCGCAAGAAGGCUAAAUACCUCCAUGAUGCUCCUCCAGAAGCCCUGCGGCCUGUCCUUGGCCCAAAUUAUAACCCCAGUCCUAAUCCUACUCCCUCAAGGCCCAACGCUCAGCGCCAAAAUUCGAAUGCUAGUCAGUCAGAUAGUAUGUCUGCAACUGGCAGCAACUUCUUUUCUCAGGCGAGCACUACGACACUGCCGGUCUUUUCGACGGGGGCGCAGACUCCUGUAGGCAUUGAUAGUCUACCUUUCAACCCACAAACGUCUCCGACAUCCUUCCAGGCUCCGAUCAGCAAUGCGCACGCCCAAAUAAACAAUAUUAUACCUACCGGUAAUAUGGACUUCAACGCUUUAUUUGACCCCAGCAACCCUGCUCUAUACAAUUUUGACCUCGAAGGUCUGAAUUUCGGGAGUCAAUACGCCGGCUGGGAGUUUGGCAUCCUUAACAAAAUGGCCCUUGGAGCCGAGACACCUCCACGAGAGAACUCCCUGUCACAAACUCCAACCACCGAGGCCACUUAUGCAGCUCUCUUCGGAAAUGCAAAUGGCAACGGAAACGGCUUUGAUAAUCCCAUGCUAGGGGCCGACUUUUCGGGUAUGGACCAAAAUAACCAAUCUCUAUAUGCCCAGGGAAACCUCCAGCACGGACUACCCCAUGCUUAUGCUAUUGCAGCCGGGCCUACGAGUCUUGCCAGCCCAAGCACAGAUGCGACAGCCAGCCCCCAUUCUGUUGCGGGCUUGGAGAGCUCACCAGGCCAUAAUUUUGCUGGAAUCCCUACAGUUCCUGGCGCACAACGGCACAGACCGAAGAGUACUAAGCCGAAUCCCAAGUCGUAUCUUGGCAAGCGACAAAGAGACUCUGCCGCUAUCUACGAAAGUGUAAAAGAGCCGUAUCCUUACACAACCGGUUUCCACAACAUGGUGGCUGUCCUACGAAACCGGCUGCCCGGUAAUAAGCUACUACGAAUCGCUAAAGCCCUCGGGGAGAUCCGACCGUCUUUUAUAUCGUGUACCAAAGAUCUGACCCGUCAGGAUCUCAUUUUCAUGGAGAAGUGUUUUCAAAGAACGUUGGUAGAAUAUGAUGACUUUUUACAGCAUUGCUGCGCUCCGACCAUUGUCUGUCGAAGAUCGGGCGAGGUCGCUGCUGUCAACAAAGAGUUUAUCGCGUUGACAGGAUGGACAAAAGAGGUACUGCUCGGAAAGGAGCCAAACCUCAAUAUCAAUACCUACAGUGGGCGUUCAACCAAUGGGUCGAACACACCAGACAACAAUGCUCAGGGAGACAUGCCAACGCCCCGGCCUCAAAGAGCCGCCCUUGACAUGAGCGGCGGGCGGCCUCAGCCUGUUUUCCUGGGUGAAUUGCUGGAUGAUGACAGUGUGGUUGAGUUUUACCAAGAUUUUGCGGAAUUGGCUUUUGAGGACAGUCGCGGCAAGGUACAGAGAAGUUGCCGACUCAACAAGUAUCGAUCCUCUCAGAGCAUGGACAUCAAACCCGACCAUACUGCUCAGAAGGACGUACAGCCGAGCAUCCUCAGUAGCCGAGUCACGCGGAUUGACAGCGAGCACGGUAUAUCGAGGAUUGAGAGGGAUGGCAAGGUUGAGUGCACUUACUGUUGGACGAUCAAACGAGACGUCUUUGACAUUCCCAUGAUGAUUAUAAUGAAUUUCUUACCGAGAUAUUUACCAGACCAAGGACCCCAGCAACUGGCAGUUUAG